This is a messenger RNA of Danio aesculapii, 567 nucleotides long. It is a transcript of the gene pclaf, whose product is annotated as PCNA clamp associated factor. Gene Ontology annotation, biological process: translesion synthesis; regulation of cell cycle. Bases 111 to 467 code for a protein of 118 amino acids. The record is from RefSeq and is a predicted model, not a curated record. Gene Ontology annotation, cellular component: nucleus. Lineage: Eukaryota; Metazoa; Chordata; Actinopteri; Cypriniformes; Danionidae. The transcript has 4 exons. Gene Ontology annotation, molecular function: chromatin binding.
UCGCGAGCUUUAUUACUCCAGCAGCUGCAGCAAACACACACACACUGACCCAGAAGCAGACGAGCUUACACACACUCUCUCGCUCAUUCAGUAACACACACAGAGGCGCGAUGGUGCGGACUAAAGCUGACGGAGUUCCCGGAACCUACAGGAAAGCUGUUGCCGCUUCCGCGCCCAGGAAGUCACUCGGCGCAUCCGGAUCCACGAACGCGCAGAGCGGCAGCGCGCAGUCGGGCACGCCUGCCAAGAAUAAAUACGCGGGGGGGAACCCUGUGUGUCCGCGGCCCACCCCAACCUGGCAGAAGGGCAUCGGGGAUUUCUUCGGUGGUCCGAGCAGAAAACCGGAGAAGGAGAAUCUUCAUCCUGAGGGAGAGGAGGAUGAGGAGGAGGCCGGCAGCAGCGGCGUCAGCAGAGCGCAGAGGAGGUCCAGGCCGAUCAUCGAGGAUGAGGAUGGUGAUGAUGAAUGAUCUCUCCGCUUGAGUUUUUCUUCAGUGUAAAUCUUUGUAAAUAGUUUUAAUGGACGCUUCACUGGUUUUGUACAGGAGUUUAAUAAACUGUUGAAUCUUC